Molecule: messenger RNA, 3393 nt
Organism: Aegilops tauschii subsp. strangulata
Lineage: Eukaryota; Viridiplantae; Streptophyta; Magnoliopsida; Poales; Poaceae
Product: F-box protein At5g49610-like
Molecular function (GO): protein binding
Source: RefSeq, a predicted model, not a curated record
UCACCGGUCAUCACUCCGUGGAAUCCCCAGCCCUAAAAGGCACUCCGUCGGCGCCGCCGCCGCCGCCACCACCGUCCAUCCCCCGUCGCCGCCGUCCCUCCCAAGCCAUGGAGAAGCCGGUGGAGGAGCCGUUCUCGAGGCUCACCGACGACCUAAUCGCGGAGAUCCUCUCCCGCGUGCCCUACAAAUCACUCCGCAUCUGCGAGUGCGUGUGCCCGGCCUGGCGCGCCGUCGUCACCGACCCCGCGAGCCGGAGGAGGAUCGCGCAGACCCUGGCCGGCUUCUUCCACAUCGUCACCGACGACGAGGCCCCCGGCUUCGCCGUCAGCUACGCCGACCUGUCCGCCUUCCCCUGGGCGAGCGUCCCCAAGGCCUACCCGCGCCUGCCGGUGCCGCCCGACCGCACGGACUGCUUCUUCUAUCCCGAGGAUUCCUCCGACGGAUUGUUCCUCACCCGCGUCGCGCCGCCCCUUGCCUGCGUCCGGCGUGAUGAAAAGUUUCUCUACAUGGUCUCCAAUCCAGCCACCGGCGAUUAUUUUGUGCUGCCUCACUCCGGCUACACCGGCGGCCACCGCCGUGCCUACCUGGGCUUCGACGGCGAUGCGCCCACCCAAGAGUUUCAUGUGUUCGAGUUUGUGUUGGAAAAGAUCCAGGCUUUGCGUCCCACUGUUGUGAGAAGGGUGAACAUUUACUCUUCAGAAACUGGUGCGUGGGUGGCAAGGGAAAGCCAGUGGAACGGCGGAUUUACCUUGCGCUGUCGUCAACCCGGAGUUUUCCGUAAGGGGUGUCUGCACUUGCUCACAGAUCAGUCUGCGUUGGCGAUAGUUGAUGCGCAAGGGCUGAAAUGGAGAACCGUUCCGCUGCCAACAUUCGUCGAUCCGAGCAUCCAGAUUUUCAUCGUGCUUGCUGGACCAGCCCUUUUACACAUCAGGAGGAUGCUGACAGAAUUCAGAAACACAUGCCAAAGACCUCCCUUGUUCUUGAAAGUUCAAGUCGCGUUGGCAGUUAAGUCCGUCUGCGCGUCCAUUACUCCAGUUCCGCCGUUUUCAUUUUUCGUUUGAUGUUAUUGGGCAUGACACUAACUGGGAAAUGGCACUUAGAUGGCGGACAGGGUUGUAUAGUGCUGCACUGCUGUUUACUUAGAUUCUGCAUGGUGUGAGUGGAGCAGUAACUCCCAUAAUAUUAUGAGUUGUUGUUUCUAGAUUAGCGGUGUACCAACUGAAAGUCGAUUCUUAGGUUGCCGCACUGCAAAAUUUAGAGUCUGUCAUGAGUGUGAAAGACCCAAUUUCACAUCUCAAAUUUGCAAGUAAAAUGUUACAAAGCGUGAGAAUACUAUUACAUCAUUGUUCUUUAUUCUUAAUUUUUCAUAAUUUCGCAGGUAUCGGUGGGCCAAUAUUUAUCCUCCAUUUGUUUUCUUCUUCUUCGUAUCUACUAUAUAUAUACUGCCUGCAUGUUUUUUUUUAUUGUAACAUCACUCAAGCAAUGCAUUUUGAAUGACAACUGUGACCUCAUUAAAAAGGUGUUCUUUUGGUGGAACUUUGCAAAUCUGAAUUUCAUUUUCUGAAAAUGCUAGUCGAUUCUCGUGAUGCUUUGAUUUAGGAUUUGUUAGUACUUGAUAGGAACUAGGAAAAUCUGGGUAAUUCAUUUGGCAUAUAACCACGGGCAUUGCAUAUUGAAACCCUGCAAACUUCCUAUUUGCAUUGUGAGUUAUCUUGCUUGGAUAAUACUAACAUAUCUAUAAUCUGUUGAAAACCCACGAUGCAAAGUUUUUGAAAUCAAACACAGAAGUAGAGCUUGUUGCUGUCAAGAUUCGGACUGUCGAAGGUGUUCAUCUCCGCCGCCUACUGGGCUGUCCUCAUCACCCGACAUGCCGGCGGUCACCGACAGACACGGGGAACUCUGAAGCUCAAGCUACCCUUGUGACUGAGAUCGAUCAGAUAUAUAGUGAGUGAUAAACUAUUAGCAUUGCAUGUUGCAUCUGCAGUUGGUUAAUUGUGUUUUGUCAGGUGCUCUGCACUGCAUCCCCAAACCUGAAUAAACCUUUUCUUUCUCUGAAACUCGUGAGUCAGAUGCAGAUGGUGAUUAUUGACUGGUCCGGUUGGUAAGAUUGGAUCCAACGGUCGGUGGAUCCUAUUUGACUAUCACAAUCUAACGGGCGAAAACAUCUUUUGAUCAGGGUUUAUUUAACAUCCACGCAUACUUUCCGCCUCAUUUGUUAAUUCAGGCCAACAACAUACAGUUGGAAACAUCGUCAAUCGCAUCGGCCGGCAAGUGCAUGUACCAUGGAAGACCAGGGGGGUCAGACGAGGCCAGGCAAGAAGGCACGCAAGUCGUCGCCGCCGGCGGUGGGCUCCGGCGGACUGACCGCGUUCGCGCUCCGCCUGGCCAAGAAGCUCGCCGAGGGCGACGACACCAGGGGCAGCAACAUCGCCUUCUAGCCGCUGUCCCUCUACACCACGCUUGGCUUGGUGGCCGCCGGAGCACGGGGCACAACACUGGACGAGCUCCUCGCCCUGCUCGGUGCCUCGUCGUCCGACGAGGUCGCCGGCUUUGUGCGUAGCCUCGCCGCUGCUGAGCCGUCCGGCUCAGGUGGGGGGCCGCUCAUCACCUAAGCCUACGGCGUGUUCCACCAGAAAAGCAUGGAGCUCACGCUGACCUACCUCCGCACCGCCGCCGAGUCCUACAAGGCUGAGAUACGCGCCGUCGACUUCACUCAGGAUGGCAGCAGGGAGAAGACGAGGAAGGAGAUCAACGAGUGGGCGGCGGCGGCAACGGACAAUCUCAUCCCGGAGAACCAACGCCAUCUACUUCAAGGGCGUGUGGGAGAGCCGCUUCCCCGAGGCCCUCACCGAGCACCGCAGGUUCCACCGCCUGGGCGGCGCCAUCAUCAUCCCCUUCAUGACCUUUUAUCCGGGACUGCACGACCUCUUCGUCUCCUACCACAAGGACUUCGACGUGCUCAAGCUCCCCUACAAGACCGGCGACGCCACGGCCCGGUACUCGAUGUGCGUGUUCCUCCCGCACGCGCGUGGCGGGCUGCGCGCCAUGACCAACGCUCUGGCAGCCCGCGGCUCGCUGCUCGACCAUGUGCCGAAGCAUCCGAUCAAGGUGACUAAGCUCCUGCACCGCCGUCGGUGGCCGCAGGAAGCAGUGUGCAAUGAGGGUGACUCCGAUGGAGUUCGUCGCGGACCACCCGUUCGCGUUUUACAUAGUGGGGGAGGUGUCCGGGGCCGUGGUCUUUGCCGGCCAUGUCCUUGACCCUUCUUCUAGCUCACAGUAGUAGUAAUUAUAAUGCAAUUCGAUUUCCUACUAGUUACAAUUGGUAGUAUGCCCAGGUUGCAAGUGGAUAAUAAAUUAAACAGUUCGACUAUAUAUCUUGCUAUUUCACGCUUU